CGCUACAGGAGAGGAGAGAGAGGGAGAAGAGUGCGGCUGAAUGUGAACGACAUGUCGACAGUCAGCCUCUAAAGUGUUUUCUCGGUCGUUCCCUAAUUCUUUGGCGGCGGACUGAGUGAGUAUUACCCGCAUCCCUGCUCUGCUAAGCGUCGCUGUGUGGAUCAGAGAGGCUGGUGGGGAGAGACAGACAAUGGGGAAUGCAAUUGGAUUGCGUUACUCUGCCAAGGAUUUUCAUACAUAGCCUGUGCGGUGAAGGGCCGAUGCCGGGCUGUAGCCCCAGGCUGCUGAGCUGAGAGGGAGAAGCAGGAGGAUGCAGUGGGUCGCUCUAGCAGUGGCCCUGGGGUGUGUGUGUCUGUCCCGGGCAUCGCACACCCCCACCCCUACCCCCACCUCCACACACACCCCUCUAGUGGACAACUCCGAGGAGGAAGUGGACGAGCCGUGCUUCGAGCCGUGCACGUGCGAGGUCAAAGAAGGCGUGCUGCAUGUGCACUGCGAUGGGCGGAGCUUCACUAAUGUCAGCCAGGUGUCACAGUCUUGGGUCCGCCCUUUCAAACUCAACCUCCAGAGGAACUCUCUGAGGCGUCUCUAUAGCAACGGGUUUCAGCACCUUGGCAACGCAGUGUCGAUAAACCUUGGCAACAAUGCACUCCAGGACAUCCGAGUGGGAGCUUUCAACGGUUUGGCCAAACUGAGACGUCUGUACCUCCACGAGAACAAGCUGGAGGUCUUCAGAAAUGACACCUUUGCUGGUUUAGAGGCUCUGGAAUACCUCCAGGCCGACUACAAUGUGAUCAAACGAAUCGACAGUGGUGCUCUGAGAUUCCUCUACAAGCUCCGGGUUCUCAUCCUCAACGACAACCUGAUCCCUGUCUUGCCUGCUCAUCUGUUCAGAUCUGUGUCUCUGACUCAUCUGGACCUGCGGGGAAACCGUCUGAAGAGCCUGGCAUAUGCUGGGACCCUGGAGUACGUUGGUCGCUCCCUGAUGGAGCUGCAGCUGGAGGAGAAUCCCUGGAACUGUGGCUGCGAGGCAGUGCAGCUACAGCAAUGGCUGGGUCAGAUCCCCUACACGGCUGUAGUCGGGGACGUUACCUGUGAAUAUCCCUUCCACCUUCACGGCAAAGACUUGAGGGAAAUCCCUCGCAAGGAGCUGUGUGCCGACCUCCCAGAUAAAGAGCUACAAGCAGAGGGGGGUGGUCCAUCAGCAGGAUCACAGCCCCAACAUUUGCCCCCAAACUCUAAACCCAACUCCCACCCUGGGCGAGUCAGGCCAACUAAACCCUCCUCCAUGGUCCACGGAUCCCGCCAGAACACUCAUACUUCCUCCACUUCAUCGUCAUCUUCCUCAGCCGAGCGCAAAGACAGGGACAGGCACCCGAGGCCGACUAAAAGGCCUCGACCCUCCAGAAUAUCCCCUACACCUCGCAGCCUGAUGCCCAACCAGAAUCCCCCCGUGGCAGGCUACCAAACACGACCCCCCAUCCCCAUUAUUUGUCCCAUGGGCUGCACUUGCAAUCUGCACAUCACAGACCUGGGCCUGACUGUCAACUGCAAGGAGAACGCCUUCCUCAACGUGUCUCAGCUCACACCUCGGCCUCUGAACGGCCGCAAGCUGUACCUGAGUGGAAACUUAAUUCAGAGGAUCUACCGCACAGACUUCUGGAAUUUCUCCAGCCUUGACCUGCUUCACCUGGGGAACAACCGCAUCUCUUACCUCCAGGAGGGGGCCUUCUCCAGCCUAACAAGCCUAAGGAGCCUCUUCCUGAAUGGGAACAACUUAGAGAGACUCAGCCCGCACAUGUUCCUGGGGCUGCAGAAUCUAAGGUACCUUUAUUUUGAGUACAACGAGAUACGGGAGAUCGAUCCUGGUACCUUCGACUCCAUGCCGUCCCUCCAGCUGUUGUUCCUCAACGCCAACCUGCUGCGGAGCCUCCCUCUCGGAGUAUUUUCUGGAGUUAAUCUGGCUCGCCUCAAUCUGAGAAACAACCACCUUCUGCAGCUACCCAUGGUGGGUGUGCUGGAGCACCUCACCGGACUGGUGCAGGUGGACUUGCAGCAGAACCCGUGGGAGUGCAACUGUGAAGCAGCUCCACUGAAGCGUUGGCUGGAGGGUCUCAGCGCCGUGGUGGUGAUGGGAGAGGUGGUCUGCCAUUCCCCGGAAAAGACCAAAGGUGUAGACCUCCGCUCUCUCUCCAUGGAACUUCUCUGCCCUGAGCUGGAGCCCCAGGAGGGCCAGGAACAGGAGGAGCAGACAGCCACCUCCACAGCUGCAGACAGCGGUGUAUCGGUUGGCUACCCCGGCUCAGGGCUGGGGCCCCUGAUCCCUCCCGGGAAGGAUUCAAUCCCACUGUCGGUGUUAGUGCUCAGCCUGCUGGUGUUGUUUGUGUCGGCAUUCUUCGCGGCAGCGGCACUAAUCGCCUACGCCCUGAGGAGGAGGGACAAGCUGCCGUUCCGUCGCCAGGGAGAGGUAGACUUGGCUGGCAUCCAGAUGGAGUGUGGAAUCUUCACUGAGCAGACGCACCACCAUCACCACCACCAUCACCACGGCCUCCCAGAGACGCCACCUCUACCUCCGCCCGAACACAACCACGUCUAUGACACCAUCUUGCCCCCGGAGGCUGCGUCGAAAGGUCCCGACCCCGCCACAGCCUCGCACAUGUGUAGCAACCCCAUCUACAAAGAGGAGCAGGACGCAGCCGUGACACAGCGACCACAGCAGCAGCAGCAGCAGCAGCAGCAGCAGCAGACGUUUGCAGCUUCCAAAGAGAGCGAGGGAGGAUACUGCUCUGCAGCGGAUAAGGAGAGAGAGUGGACUCUGGAGGAAUCCUCAUCCCCCAUCAACACAGUUACAGGAGCAAUGGGACCGCUCGCCGGCCUCCACGGAAACGGCAUCCUCUGCCCCACAGUGAUCGACAGCCAGGGCCCCACCCCUAAGGUCGAACUGGUGGACUGCCUCUUCAGACUCCCUGCCCCUGAGUUCAGAGACCUGCCAGAUCGGUACGCAAGGCCGCCGCCCCGCUACCCUCAUCCCCAGGACUCUAAGCAGGAUGCCAGACCCGACCAAACGCUCGUGGUCACCACCGCCAGCUCCACAGCAGGCGGUAGCAACAGCAGCCAGAGCGAGCAGGGAGCAGGAGAGCAGAGAGCCAGACUGAGGACCACACCAGACUACAUGGAGGUGCUGGACCGCUCUUACCAGUUUUAACUCUCCUCCUUCUCUGCCUCCUCUUCCUGCUACCCCUUUUCUCUUGUCUCCUCAUCAUCUCCCUCUCUGGUGAUGAAUCAUCCAGUAACAAUGACUCCUGUACAGAGGCUGGCGUGGCUUUGAGAGGAGCCUGUGGGGGAGUGGGACUAUACUACACACUAUGUUUAUUCCUGGAUAACGAGCUGAGGUCAGUUUUUGUAUUUUCCCCACUACUGGCGUAUAGGUUGGUAUUUGGCAAGGAUUAGCUGAUCCCAGAUAUCUGCCUGGAGGCGAAACUUCAGCUGCAGCUACUACAGAAUUUUUCCCUCCAUUACACCUCACGAUCGUAAAGCACUGAGGCUCCGUUUUUUUUACUCAGAGCCACAAUGAGCGGGAGACAGCGCAGUGGUGGUGGUGGGCGUUAAUGUUCAUAUUAUCACUCUCAAAAGACCUGUGUGGAGGAGAAACACACCAGCUCUUUGCAACAUCAAACACAGAGUCAUAAACUGUGACAGCCGGAAGGUGUGGAGCGAGCUGGGCGGACAUGUAAGAUGGAGACAACGUGAGAGGGAGAGAAAUGACUGAAAACAGCCAAGUGCCUUAGCAAUGAACAGCCAGCAGUGUGGUCAAUGCUUAUUUUUCUAUGAAUACAGAUCUAUUUAUCUAAACAAAGAGGUUUGACUACCAACGGAUGGGACGCUGAUGGACGACUGAGACUGAAACCAAUCAAAGCCGCCGAAUAAUUGCAUUCCCUGGAUGAGCCAAAAAUAAUAAUAUACCCAAUCAAUAUUGGAGUUGUUUGUAUGCAGUUCAGUUCAUUUUCAUCUCAUCCAGUUAACUUAAUUUGCUUAUCCGGUUUGAAUUUUUUACAGGGCUAGAUGAGGGACAUAUCCAGGAAUAGUUGGUUUGCUGUGUGAAAUUCUAAAAAAGGUUCUGGUUUUAUGGAGAAAAGGAUACAGAAAUUAUUUUUCUUUAAUGCAAGACAAAACCAAGGAAGGCCGACAUACAGAAGGACAUUGUGGCAAUGGAUGCACUCUGGAUUUCUUAAUCAGCCAGACUUAAUGUGGCCACAAGGACCUCUGCUCCAUGUUUUCUUUCACUGGACAAAGGCGCAGAGGUUACUGUAUUUCUCAGAGGAAAAUUGAAUGGCAAAAAAAUGGACAAAAAACCAGGAUGCGAAGGCUUUUUUUUUUUUUUUGUCAAAAAAAAAGACAGACACUUCUAUCAACUAUCAAUUAUUAUCUUUUACGGAGGUACCUUUUUAUGCUUUCAUCUCCUACCAAUAGUAGAGGCAGUUGUGAAUAUAUUUAUUCUUAGUUUUUGCGUGUUGAAGCUCUCCUGUAAGGGAUCAUGUUAUAUUAAUGUAUAGGAUGAUUCUGCAUCUGGUUCAGCCUUCUUACCGCCGACCCACGAAAUACAAUAA
Dicentrarchus labrax (European seabass) is the source of this 4607-nucleotide messenger RNA. RefSeq names its product SLIT and NTRK-like protein 3. Gene Ontology annotation, molecular function: protein binding. Gene Ontology annotation, cellular component: postsynaptic density membrane; GABA-ergic synapse. The coding region runs from base 311 to 3205 and encodes 964 amino acids. Lineage: Eukaryota; Metazoa; Chordata; Actinopteri; Moronidae. The transcript is spliced from 7 exons. The record is from RefSeq and is a predicted model, not a curated record. Gene Ontology annotation, biological process: axonogenesis; positive regulation of synapse assembly; regulation of presynapse assembly.